Molecule: messenger RNA, 4311 nt
Organism: Cordyceps militaris CM01
Lineage: Eukaryota; Fungi; Ascomycota; Sordariomycetes; Hypocreales; Cordycipitaceae
Product: ABC transporter, putative
Exons: 6
Coding region: 1-4311 (1436 amino acids)
Biological process (GO): transmembrane transport
Cellular component (GO): membrane
Molecular function (GO): ATP binding; ATP hydrolysis activity; ABC-type transporter activity
Source: RefSeq, a predicted model, not a curated record
AUGGCAUCCAGCACCGCCGUCUGCAAUGACGGGAGCUUCUCCCCGCCCGUCAUCUCGGCCAACUGCCGUGGAGGCUUCGACUUUACAGUAUUUUUCGAGGAAGUCAUACUAUGCAUGCUUCCCGCCGCUCUCUACUUGAUGGGCGGUUUGCUCGAGAGCGCAUUUAUGCUCGGAAAGCCCCGCUGCUUGGUCAUGAAAUCGCCUCUACGCUUCGCCAAGCUCAUCUUCAUCUUCAUAUUUGCUGCAUUGCAGGUAUCCCUCGUCGCGCUAUGGGCCUUGGAACCUUUUCCCUCCACCACCAUGCCGCUCGUCUCAGCCAUCCUCGCGCUUGUCGUUGCCGCUGUUUUCGCUGUCAAUUCCACCAUCGCUCACCGAGCUAGCCCACGCCCUUCUCUAAUAAUAUCCGCAUAUCUCUUCAUCUCGGUUCUCGCCGAUAUACCUAGAGUCAGAACCCUGUGGCUGAUGGGAACUUACACCAACGUUGCUGCCAUCCUUUCGUCUUCGCUUGCCAUCAAGCUCAUUUUGCUAUGGCUGGAAAAUAUCGGCAAGCGUCCGUUGCUGCUUGAAAAGUAUGCCAACAUCUCUGCCGAGGAGACUGCGGGUCUUUUCUCCAGAGGAUUAUUUUUCUGGCUCACUAGGCUCAUGAUCACCGGCUCGCGUCAGGUUCUCAAUAUGCACACGCUCUUGUCCAUCCACCAAAGAAUCAACUCUUCUGCAACUUUCCCUCAGCUAAAAAAGGCUCUUGAAAAUACUGACAUGUCACACAAAUACGGCCUCGUCUUUGCAACCUUCAAGGCGUGGCCUUUGGAAGCUGCCAAAAUCAUCUUCCCUAGAUUGGUUGUUCUUGCCUGCAGCCUUGUCCAGCCGUUUUUAGUUCAAGCAGUUGUUGACAAUGUCUUGGCUCCCGACACGCAGCCAAUUCGCAAUAGCGGCUACGGGCUCAUUGGCGCCGUUACGACGGGCAUUUACGAACAGCUAACAUUCCGGUAUAUCGCGCUUAUUCGUGGUGGUCUGAUCACCAACAUCUUCGACAAACUGAACAACAUCUCCACCAAGGCAGCCACAGAUAGCGGUUCACCUAUCAUGACGCUGAUUGGAACCGAUGUAGAGAGAAUAUGUGAAACCUGGAGCUUCCUUAUUGCAGAACUAUGGCCUGCUGUCCUGCAGCUAGGAGUCGGCGUCUGGCUUUUAGAGCGACAGCUCGGCGCCGUUUGCAUCGCACCCGUCAUCCUGGCAUUUGCGUCAACACUCAUUUGCGCAAAGGCUAGCUCUCUGGUUGGCAGUCGCCAAGGUAUCUGGCUGAAGGCAGUCCAACGACGUGUGAACUUCACAUCUCAUGCCCUGGGAAAUAUCAAGAGCAUCAAAUUGCUCGGGUACACAACUUCAAUUCAUAACAUGAUCCAGUCACAGAGAGCUGAGGAACUGGAACUCUCCAAGAAGUUUCGACGACUGUCAAGCUUCAACAUCUGCCUUGUCAAUGUGCCCAACAUUAUUAGCCAGCUGAUCACAUUCGCUGCGUAUGCCAUAGUAUCUCGGGUGCAAGGCCAUGACGACUUUAACACCACCAAGGCAAUUACGUCGCUGGCACUUCUGGCCAUCAUCAUGCAACCGCUGGGCCAACUGCUUUACACCGUACCGCAAGCAUUUGCAGCCAUCGGCUGUUUUGAGCGAAUCCAAGCCUUCUUGAACGAAAAGGAGACGCAAGAUGAUCGUGUUAUUGGCCAGACAAGCGUGACCACGGAAAACUCGGCUUCAGAUAUUGCUCUUCUGGAGACGCAGCCGGUUCCUGACGCCGAGACUGCGCCUGUGAUCAGUGUGCAGAACGCUACCAUCGGAUGGGAAAGUCCUGUGGUGCAUAAUGUGUCUUUCUCAUCAUCAACGGAUUCAAGAUUCAUUGCUUUAGUUGGACCUGUUGCUUCGGGGAAAUCAACAAUUAUCAGCGCGUUGUUAGGAGAAGCUCAAAUCUUCAGCGGCACGGUUCAACUCGCCACAAACGACUUGGCCUUCUGCCAACAGACACCAUGGCUGCCUUCCGGGACUAUACGGGAUCAAAUUAUCGGCAAUGAUUGUUUCUCCCAGGAAUGGUACGACGAGGUAGUCGGGGCGUGUGCUCUAGACUACGAUAUUGCGACACUGCAAGACGGCGAUCAAUCAGAAGCGGGAGUGCAGGGGGUAUCGCUAAGCGGCGGGCAGCGCCAGCGCUUAGCAAUCGCUCGUGCGCUGUACGCCAGGAAGCCAAUCGCCAUUUUCGAUGAUGUUCUGAGUGCGCUCGACUCUUCCACCCAAGACAUUAUUGCCGACAAGGUGUUUGGUCGUGAUGGUCUACUCCGACGGAUGAAGACCACUGUCGUGUUUGCCACCCACUCGAUGCGGCACUUGCACGCGGCAGACAUCGUAGUAGCCUUGACAUCAGACGGACAACACACAACGCAUGUAGUGGAUCGCUCUCGCACCGACCCUAGCGUACAAGUUGCAAUCCAGGAUGAUGAACUUGUUGAAGCUGCCCCUCAUUUGGAUGCAACUGCCAAUGCAAUCGUUGCCGAGAAAGACUUCAGACAAGAAGCCGAUAAUCUAGCCAAGGCGGGUAGGAGUAUCGGCGAUCUUGAGGUUUACAAGUACUACUUUGCGUCCCUGGGGUGGUCAAGUCUCUGCAUCUUUUUAGCUUUCGUUCUCACUGAGGCUGGCUUCUCUGCGCUACAACUUGUGUGGGUCAAACUUUGGUCAUCCAGCAAUGAUAGGACGAAUGCAAAGUACUGGCUUAGUCUGUACGCAUUGUGGGCUGUCAUUCGCGCUGCCUCCCUCAUUGCUGCUGUCUACUACCUCUACGUGGGCAUUGUGCCCAAGUCAGGAAAGCGGCUCCAUCUGUCUGUUUUGAAUGCUGCGCUCAAAGCGCCCAUGUCUUUCCAUUCAAAAACAGACAUUGGAACGUUGGUGAACCGAUUCAGUCAAGAUAUGCAGCUCAUUGACAUGAUUCUACCUGGUGCGUUGAUCACAACCGCAUUCCACGCAGCAAGUUGCAUAUCGGUUUCAGCGCUCACCAUUGCGGCAACGCCGUAUUUUGCGGCGGUUCUCCCGUUCCUCUUGCUAGCAUUGGGCACAGUGCACCGAUUCUAUCUUCGGACCUCCAAGCAGCUUCGACUUCUUGAGCUGGAAAGCAAAGCGCCCCUAUAUUCGCACAUCAUUGACACCAUCAAUGGCAUUGUUUCCAUUCGAGCGUUUGGAUGGUUCGCGCCAUACAAAGCCCAAUACUUUCAACUUAUGGACGAAUGCCAGAAACCAUUCUACCUAUUGCUAUGCAUCCAACGAUGGCUAUCUGUUGUUCUCGGACUCACAGUGACGUGCAUGGUAACCAUCCUCACUGCUCUUGCAGUCACGGUACGAGGAUCGACUGUCAGUGCCGGUUUUACUGGCAUAGCCCUCGUUAACAUGAUGAGUCUGAGUCAAAGUCUUGCUUCUCUUAUUAUUUUUUGGACGUCGUUGGAAACAUCGCUUGGCGCAGUCUCUCGAGUCAAGUCAUUCUCCGAGGACACCCCCGUUGAAGAAAGCCCAGACGCGCCUGUUGCCCACGACUGGCCAAAAUCUGGUCACGUCCAAUUCGAUGGUGUUACGGCCGCGCAUGUUGACUUUGUCGCGCUUCGCAAUGUAUCGAUUGAGAUUGCAUCUGGUGAAAGAAUUGCUGUUUGUGGUCGAACUGGUAGUGGCAAGAGUUCUUUUAUCUCAUCUGUCCUAGGCAUGAUGGAUAUUCGUUCAGGGAGCAUCAAGCUCGAUGGCCAAGAUCUUGCUCAAAUUGACCGAGAAAUCGUUCGCAGCAGGGUAACCUACAUUACGCAGGAUCCAUUCUUAUUCACUGGGUCAUUGCGCCAGAACUUAUGCCUCGGAGGCGAUAGCACCGAUGCAGAGCUAGAAGAAUGCAUGAAGGCAGUCGGUCUGUGGGAACAGGCGCAGGAAUCAUCUGGUGAGGGAUGUACAGAAACUGUUCUGGAUAUGGACGUGGAGCGGAUGCAACUGUCUCAGGGCCAGCAGCAGUUACUAUGCCUUGCCCGUGCCUCUUUGCGCAAGAGCAAAUUGGUCCUUCUGGAUGAGCCGACGGCUAGUGUUGAUACAAUCACUGAAGCAAAGAUGGCUGAAGUUAUUGCCCGCAAAUUUGAAGACGCCACCGUCAUCAUGGUUACACAUCGUCUGUCUUCAAUCCAUUCCUUCGACAAAGUCAUCGUCUUGAAUGCAGGCGAAGUAGUGGAGUACGGACCACCAGCUGAACUGUUAUCUGAUACUACAAGCGCCCUUCACCAGCUUUACCGCGUGCAGUCCUAA